Cyclocybe aegerita is the source of this 1341-nucleotide messenger RNA. Lineage: Eukaryota; Fungi; Basidiomycota; Agaricomycetes; Agaricales; Hemipholiotaceae. The record is from the annotation of a GenBank genome assembly.
AUGGCUGGCGCCCAUCUCGAGCCCGACAGUCAAUCCGCCCAAUCUCACCGUUUGCCUCACGAUGCUCUCCCCCUUCUCUCCACAUGCUCUCGUCGGCGCGGACUUCUGUCUCUUCUCCUCGUCGCCUUCAUCACGAGCACACUCUUUUUCAUAAAGGAGCUGUCUAUGUUUCCAGAGCCUGGCUCCGUGUCCGCCACCCCACCAUUUCAGCCUGGGACCGUCACAAACUCCCAUCCUCUCAACUCCACCGUCGAUCCUGUCGUAUUUUCCUUCAUUAUGUGGUCAGAGGAUGCAGCUGCUGAGGGAGCACUCUUGGUCAAGUCGAUCCUUCUUUAUGGUACUCGACCCACAGAUAUUCAUAUAAUUUGCGAUCAUACAGCAGAGCAAUUUCUACGAAAGCGGGUGGCACUGGUACAGCGACCGUCGCACCAUGUGCGAAUCUGGUUUUAUAAACCGUCCUGGCAAAGCAUGCUUGAUCGUGUCGAACGGGAAGGUUCAAUAAAGACAGAUCAUUCCGCUGGUCUACCCGGCCUUAUGAAACUUUUCAUUCAUGAAAUCCUGCCGCCGACAGUCAAAAGGUCCAUCUUCGUUGAUACGGACGCAUUGUUCAUCGCCGAUCCCGCCCUGCUUUGGGAUGUAUUCGACACUUUGCGCCCCGCAACAGCAAUUGUCAUGGCCAGUCAUCCAGACCAAGACUCACCAGAGUGGCAUCAUGCUUCCAGAAUAUGCUCCUGCGUCAUGCUGCUGGACUUGGAGAAGCUUCGGUCUUUACGGUUGAUGGAUUCGCGCAUUUAUCAUGAACUUGACGACUUCCCUGCUCUGUCUCCAGAAGCUUUUCGAGCGAAAUAUGGACUUCCAGGUGGACAUGGACAUGGACGCUAUGAUAACGUACGGCUGGGAGAUCAAGGAUAUUGGUGGGCUAUUGUGGACCACCGACCCGACAUCUUCGAGCCUCUCAGUUAUGAUUAUGAAAUAACGAGUUGCCUUCUGGAUACAUACCUCACUGGUCUCGGAAACGAACUCAUCUCUGAGGAAGAAGAGCUACGGUUUCAGAUCCACACAAAGGGCACCCCACAAGAGGGCAAGGUGAUUCUACCGAAACUUCUUCACUUUAAUUGCUUGCAUGGAACGCCAAUCUACAUGGAGUGGUCUGGCUGGUCUGAUCCUUCCAACAGCCUCACUGCACGUUGGGGAGCAGCAGUCUCUUACCAUGUCGGCUUCAAGUGGAUCUGGUUGAACAAGGGACGACCAAGUGAUCCCGACAAGACUAUUGAACUCUUCACAGUCUCGGAAGUUGUAUUUGCAGAUGAAUUGGCAUCAGGAACCCCUGCCCGUAGAUGA